GGUGACAGCUCAGACAAUAUGCUUGAGAAACACACAGGAGGAGUAAAUCUCCAAGAGUUCUCACACACACUCCCGGUGGACAUGGCCCACUGAAAACUAACCCUGUGCAGACGCACCUAUUUCUGUUUGGAAACUAAAGCUGCUCAGCAAACAUGAACAAACUUGCCAAAGCUCUGUAUGACAACAGUGCAGAGUGUGCAGAUGAACUGGCCUUCAGGAAAGGUGACAUUGUCGUGGUGGUGGAUCAACACGUGGCUGGCACCAGCGGGUGGUGGAUGUGCUCUCUGUACGGACGCCAUGGCCUGGCCCCUGCAAACAGACUGCAGCUCAUACCACAGACUGAAAUCGGUGCCAGUUCCCCACAUCAUGCCAUGGACAAACCCAUACGAAUUGAUGCUACAGCUAAUGACAGUAUGCAAAAUAUCUAUCAGAUCCCCAUUGUACCUCGACCCUCCAGCAGUCCUGCUUAUGAACGCAUGGACAUGAUAUACAAGGUCCCGUCCACUCCUUUUCUGUCUUCAAAAAGUCCAAAUCUGUCCGCACUUCAGCACAGCACCGACGGACCUGAGGGAGACAAGCAUUCGUUCUUCAAUACUGCGUCGAGUCCGAAGGGGGAAGUGUACGACAUCCCGAGCCAAGCAAGACGAGCAUCUGUCUUCACUGCAUCAACAACACCGAGACAUAUGUCUCGAAAACACUCACUGAUUCCGCUGUCGGAGCUGGAGAAGAGAUUUGACUCUCCGGAGAGUUUAAGGUGUAACAGUCCAGAUGCUUAUGUCUAUGCAGUCCCACCACCUUGCCCUCAGGACCCGAACUAUGACAUCCCUGUUCCCUCGGCCACAGAAGACCAACAGAAAAUGAUGAUUGGAUACAACACCCUUCCCAACCUACGCAAGCCUGAGUGGAUCUAUGAUGUGCCAGUGGGUCCUGAGAAACCAAGUCCACCCCAAGGCUCUUAUGACUCCAUGCCCUACAAAGGUGUUUGUAGGCAGCUCUAUGACACUGUUCCAGCACGUGCUUGGCCCACUCAAAGAGGCAGUACAACUCCCUCAGUUUAUGAUAUACCAAAACCCAGUUCUCUUGACAUCCCGACUUCACCCAAAGUGGUGCCAGUCCUCCCAAUCUAUGACAAGCCCCCAACUCAGACACUUACAGAGGAGUCAGUAUAUGCUGUCCCACCCAAAGAUGAACACUUCACCCAAGUUUCAAGUGACUCCCCCAGUGAUCAUAUACCCCUAGAGUGCAGAGGUGACUCAAGCAGUGUCCAUGAACUCAAUAGGGUACAACUGCAACGUAUGAGGAACUUUCUGGCCUGUACAUCUUUCCAUGACCUUCCAGGAAGUGGGGGGUCACUGGUAGGGGAGGACAUCGAGAGAGGCAGAAUACUGCGUCUCUCAGCAGCUGACAGUCAAAGAAUCAGCACGGCCUCAAGCUCUUCCACUAGCUCCUGUGACUCUCUGGCACUGAGCUCGUCCUCUCCAGAGCCCUUGCGAGAGGUCACGCUCUGUCAGGACGAGGCCUGCCGCAGACUUCUGGACCUGCAGGGGUCCAUUUGCAGGGCCGUGCCCCAGCUCAUGGAGUUUGUCAGCAGUCAUUGGAGGAGCAAAGAGCAUCUACAGAAACACCUGAAGGAGAUCAAAGAAGCGGCAGAGAGAAUUGCAAGUUCUCUGACAUGCUUCCUGAGCUUUGCCCUGGAUGUUAAGGGUAAUGCGCGCCGCUUGACUGAUGCCAACCUUCAGACAAGGCUUUAUAAACAGCUGUACAUCCUAGAGGACUCAGGUGUGAUCCUACAACAAACAGUGAGUGCUCUGAACAUGGCUGGCUGGCUCCUCAGCACACUUUGCCAGGACCCAGGGAAGGUCCAGACGCCUGACCAACUGGAGCGCUUUGUUAUGGUGGCACGCACCAUUCCAGAGGAUGUCAAACGCCUGGUGUCCAUCAUCAUUGCCAAUGGCAGGCUUCUGUUCAGAGCCUCUCAGAAAGAUUCAGAGCCUGUCAACACCACAGGUCAACCAGAGACAAAUAAAACUCCUGACAGAGACGAACAGGGAGGAGACUUAGUGGAGGACGACAAUGACUAUGUAGAGCUACAGACUAAGAAUGAAUUUGAAAAGCAGCAAAAUAAAAUGGAGAGAGAUCCUAAAGAAAAUGUCACAACAGCCUCUAACAAGGCACAGGCUCAUAACAAGCGUCAUUCCUCUGAGUCCAGCACAGAAGAACAUCAGUCAUCCUUCCUGUCGGAGCACUGUCGCCUUUACUUUGGCGCUCUCCAGAAGGCCAUUGGUGGGUUUGUGGGCAGCCUUCAGGAUGGCCAGCCACCAGAGAAAUUCAUCUCGCAAAGCAAGCUGGUGAUCAUGGUGGGCCAGAGACUGGUGGACACCCUGUGUAGGGAGGCCCAACGUGGAGGGUCCAGCCAGAGCCUCCUGUGUAAGAGCAACCACCUGUGUGCCCUCCUGAAGCAGCUGGCUGUGGCCACCAAGAAGGCGGCGUUGCAUUUCCCCGAUAAACAAGCUCUGCACGAGGCUCAAGAGUUUGCAAUGGAACUGGCCCAAAGAGCGCAGCACUUUCGCAUAUCACUCGACCUCUGAGAGCGCACAUAUCAAGCAAAUUGAUUUGUUUGUACAGCAAAGACACUGGUUUAUUCAUCCAUCAUUUAGCUACCUAUUUUGUUUUUCAUUCAUUUAAUAUUCAACUGCUAUGAUGCUUCAGUCGCCAAAAAGUUAAUUGCUUUUAGCCAAAUGAUGUUAUCAUGGUGGGUGCAAGUGCAUGUUGAAAAAUGUUAAUGAUGUUGGAGAAAGUGGCUGGGACAGAAACAGAACUAUUCAAAUAUGAAUAUGUAUAUAUACUAAAAUAAGAGACUACUGUAUUCAAGCCUAUUUUAAAAAUGCAUUUUAAAUAAGUAUGAAAUAAAAUUUGUUUUAUAUAAUUUACAACAAUUUUAUAUUUGAAUAUUGUUUGUUUUAUGGAUGUUUUAUUUUUAAUUCUAUUACUUUGUAGUGUAAGCGGUAUACUCUCCAGGGUAGUAGUUUGAUACAGUCUACUUUUUGUGAAUAUCGAUGUAAAUAUUUUUUAAAAAUUGUUAUGCAUUCCCAAAUAUAUCCUUGACAAAAGACAGAAUAGCACCUGUUGGAUUUUUAUCGAUAAAAAAAUAAAAAAAUGUAAAAAAUGUUGUUUUGUUAAUGUCUAUCUGAAGCAUACAAAAUGAAUAGUGACAUCUUUGUAAAAAGGAUAACUAACCAGCCGUCUAUGCUAAAUAAAUAACAUUUUAAAGGUU
Molecule: messenger RNA, 3274 nt
Organism: Scophthalmus maximus (turbot)
Lineage: Eukaryota; Metazoa; Chordata; Actinopteri; Pleuronectiformes; Scophthalmidae
Gene: cass4
Product: Cas scaffold protein family member 4
Exons: 7
Coding region: 153-2588 (811 amino acids)
Biological process (GO): cell migration; cell surface receptor protein tyrosine kinase signaling pathway
Cellular component (GO): plasma membrane; cytoplasm
Molecular function (GO): protein binding
Source: RefSeq, a predicted model, not a curated record